Messenger RNA from Argiope bruennichi, 2313 nucleotides. Its product is annotated as L-carnitine dehydrogenase-like. Bases 291 to 2207 code for a protein of 638 amino acids. The record is from RefSeq and is a predicted model, not a curated record. Lineage: Eukaryota; Metazoa; Arthropoda; Arachnida; Araneae; Araneidae. The transcript has 11 exons. Gene Ontology annotation, biological process: fatty acid metabolic process. Gene Ontology annotation, molecular function: NAD+ binding; oxidoreductase activity, acting on the CH-OH group of donors, NAD or NADP as acceptor.
AAUCAACAAACAUGAUAGUAGGUGGGGGAGGGAAAUGUAAAUAAAUGUGUUUUAUUGUAGUUUCCUGUGAGUUUUAUAUCAAAUAAUAAACUGUUGAUUUUUUUCACCGGUGGCUAAAAUCGAACAUUUGGUUUUACUUUAAUCUAGUUCUUUUCAAAAUCAUAAACUUUUUUCGCCUAAAUAUUCUGAUAUUUAAAUUUAUCUUUAAACUUGAAAUAUCAGUUCGCCGAUAAAAGAUAAAGUGAGAUACUCCUUGUCGAAAAAUUAAAUAGUUUCUAUUAAAAUUUACUAUGGCCGGCAAGGGUAAAAUCGCAAUUGUUGGAUGUGGCUUGAUUGGAAGGAGCUGGUCUAUGCUGUUUGCAAGUGCAGGCUAUAAUGUAGUGAUUUUUGAUAAAGAUGAAACUGCUUCAUUAGAUGCACUCACUACUAUCAAAGAGGAAUUGCAUAAACUGGAAAGCUCUCAGUUACUUCGAGGGGAUCUUUCUGCUGAAGAGCAGUUGAAAUUAAUAUCUAGAGCUGAAGAUCUUGAAAGUUGUGUUAAGGAUGCUUUCUUUGUACAGGAAUCAGUUCCUGAAUGUGAAGAAAUGAAGAAAAUCAUCUUCAACAAGCUUGAUAAACUUGCAACUGAUGAUAUGAUUUUGAGUAGUUCUACUAGUUGCAUAACGCCUUCUACCUUUUCAGAAAAUUUAAAACAUCGUUCACAAGUACUUGUUGCUCAUCCUGCUAAUCCACCAUACUAUGUUCCAAUAGUAGAAAUAGUGCCUUCUCCUUGGACGAAUCCAGAUGUAGUAGCAAAAACUGUAGAAUUGAUGAAAGAAAUUGGUCAAAAACCAGUAACUGUCAAGAAAGAGAUUUAUGGUUUUGCAAUUAAUAGAAUGCAAUAUGCUAUUAUCAAUGAAUGUUGGCGACUUGUUCAAGAUGGUGUCAUGUCUGUCGAGGAUAUUGAUGCUGUGAUGUCUGAAGGUCUGGGUAUGCGAUAUGCUUUUCUGGGCCCUUUUGAAACCUGCCAGUUGAAUGCUGAUGGCAUGAUGGAUUAUUGUAACCGUUAUGCUAAUGGCAUUUUUAAUGUUUCUGAAACAUUUGGACCAGUUCCCAAAAUGGAAGGUAAAGUCGCUGAAGAAAUCCAUAAUCAACUCUGUGAAAAAGUUCCUCUUCACAGUUUGGAUGUUCGAAGAAAAUGGAGAGAUGAGAGAUUGGCUUGUUUAGCUAAACUGAAAAAAUCAAUGGGCAAUUAUAUAGGAACGAAAAUGGCAGGCAAGGGUAAAGUUGGGAUUGUCGGAAGUGGCUUCAUUGGUCGAGGAUGGGCUAUGCUCUUUGCAAGUGUUGGAUAUGAAGUGAAGCUUUUUGAUGUAGAAUCCUCCAAAAUAGAUGAUGCCCUUGCAGAUAUUAAACUACAAUUGAAUAAAUUGGAGGAAUCUGGCUAUUUGAGAGGGAAUCUAUCUGCUACUGAACAGUUUCAUCUGAUAUCUAAAUGUGAAACUUUAAAAGAAUGUGUUGAAGGUUCCAUUCAUGUCCAGGAAUGUGUUUUUGAAAAUGUUGAUUUGAAAAAGAAAGUGUUCAAGGAUAUGGAUCCUUUUGCUUCAAAUGAUGUAGUUUUGUGUAGUUCUACCAGUUGCUUUCCAGCUUCUUCCUUUUCUGAAGAUCUUGUUCAUAGGUCGCAAGUGAUUGUAGGGCAUCCAGUCAACCCUCCUUACUAUGUUCCUCUUGUGGAAAUAGUGCCUGCCCCCUGGACUGAUCCUGAUGUGGUGACAAGAACAAAGAACUUGAUGAUUGACAUCGGACAAAAACCUGUAGUAUUGAACAAAGAAGUUCCUGGUUUUGCUCUUAAUCGUGUGCAGUAUGCGUUGUUGAAUGAAUGUUGGCGAAUGUACCGGGACGGUAUAAUGUCUCUGGAAGACAUCGAUACUGCUAUGCAUGAGGGGCUUGGCCUUCGUUAUGCUUUUAUAGGACCUCUAGAAACAUGCCAUCUCAAUGCUGAUGGAAUGUUAGAUUAUUGCAAUCGCUAUGGGCAAGGUAUAUAUAAGGUUUCCGAUACAUUUGGCCCUAACCCCAGAAUGGAAGGUGAACUGGCUGAGAAAGUACAUGAAGAAAUCUGCAAAAUUUCACCACUAGAAAAACUUGCUGAACGUCGUCAGUGGAGAGAUGCUCGUUUGACUGCACUUGCUCAUAUGAAAAGAAUUUUGAAUGAACAAGAUAAAUCUCAGUAGAUGGCAGCACUGAUUGGCUUUUUUUUUUUUUUUACAGAUUGUUUAAUUGUUGUAUUUUGAUACUCAUGAAAGAUUUUGAUAGAUGAAUAAAUAUUUUUGUAUGGUU